AUGGCGGCUGUGGAUUUCAGAGGUAAGUGAAUCGAUGUUUCUUUAUAUUUUAGAAAACUUAUGCCUCGAUUUUACACCACAGUUUACGUUUAUUUUGACGGGGGGACAGUUUAGGUGCCAUUUUGUGAAGUUCGAGUGUCUGUUCCAUUGAAGUAUCGAGUCAUUGUCGGUAAAAGCUAACGUUAGCAACAAUUAGCAAUACAAUAAUUAAAUCCAAUAUAAAAACUAAAGUAGUUUAAACAACAAAGGAAAUAACCGGGAGUCGAGAACAUAAAAUAAACAGAGAUGUUAGUGUUUUUCUCAGUAAAUCUGCUCGUCUACAUUUCAUGAUAGUCCACAGCAGUGGUUUAACGCGAUAUUUAUGGAUGUUCGAUAUUUUCUGUACACGGAGCUUCAGUAGUUGCCAUCCUCAUGUUUUCCCUUUCAUGUACUCUGAAUCUCACCCUACUCAAUAAAACAAGUGGAUUCAUGUUCAAGAUCAGAGUCAUUUUGUUUAUUGUUACAUAAAGAACAAAUUUGCUUGGUUUGAAUUCUAUAAAAGUAGGUCAUGAGAAAAUGUGGGUGAGACCAGUUAAGAACCACUGCUCUCCAGAAUCCUCAUUGAAGGUAUUUCCUGUUAAACUUUAAUCUCAGCUGAAUCCUGUAAUCCGUGGUGAUUAUUUUCAUAAUAGGAAAACCCAAAUGUCUCCUUUAUUAAAUGUAGCCCUAAUCUAAUACGAUAACUUUCUCCUUCAACCUCCAGACAACCUUCUGGGGAUCUCCUGGGUGGACAGCGGCUGGGUCCCGAUCCUCAACCCUGGAAAUGUUCUGGAUUAUUUCUCUGAGAGGAGCAACCCUUUCUACGAUCGAACCUGUAACAACGAGGUGGUGAAGAUGCAGCGGCUCAGUCUGGAGCAUCUGAAGUAAGUUUCUCUGAGAGAUCGCAGUCUGGGGUUAGUUAGAAGAGAGCCGCACGAAAAUGGAAAUAGAUUUGGAAAUAUACCAUCAGAAUACUAUUCAUGCAGGCUGGUUGGUUCGCCAGAAAAAUAGCAUUUGCAUGUCCAAAAGUAAACUGUUUCUGUCUGAUUUGCAGUCAGAUGGUUGGAGUGGAGUAUAUUCUUCUUCAUGCCCAGGAGCCGAUUCUUUAUAUAAUCCGUAAACAGCAGAGACAGUCGCCAACACAAGGUGAGUAUCGCCUCUCAGGGAUGGUGUUCUUCUGUUUGAUACAGACUGGUCUACAAGCAGGAGUAUCAUUUCAAACCUUAACUUGUCUGGCCCCAUCAUACCUCUCUGAGCUGCUUCACCCCUACGCGCCUCAGGUCAGCAGGUCAGCUGACCAGCUGCUCCUGCAGGUACCGAGGUCUCAGAGGAGACAGAGCUUUUUCUGUUGCUGCUCCUACAUUGUGGCAUGACCUCCCUCUCCACAUUAGACACACUCCCUCACUGUCCAUUUUUAAAAUCCGUCUAAAAACCCACUUAUACACCUGAGGCUGUAUGUGAGUGUUAAAUGUCGUCUUUCCCUGCAGAAAUCCCUUUGGCUGAUUACUAUAUCAUAGCAGGAGUGGUGUAUCAGGCCCCUGACUUAGGAACGGUCAUCAGCUCCAGAGCGGUGAGAUGUGUCUUUGGACUGUGUGGAUUAAAAAACCUGUUAAUGGGAGUUUAAAUGUGUAAACUAAUGAGGAAUUUUACGUGUGUUUCAGCUCUCUGCUGUCCAUGGAAUCCAGUCUGCUUUUGACGAGGCCAUGUCUUACUGCCGCUAUCACCCGUCCAAAGGAUACUGGUGGCACUUCAAGGACCAGGAGGAGAGGGGUGAGGUUUCAGGAACUAGUUUAGAUCUUUGAUUCUGAUAUUUUAGUCCUGACAAGGAACCUUGAAAGAAAACAAGCAAUAGAUUCACAAUUAAAACCAGGCAUUACUGUCUCCCCACAGUCAUGUAAGUGUAGGAACCUUUAGGUUGGAGCUAACUAGGAACAUUUCUGAUCGAUUGAGAUCGUGAAACACGUUAUUUCAGCUUUGUCGUCAUCUGUAAGUCAUAAACGAGUGUUUCUUGCAUCUUUGCUCUGAUUUCCUCAGUUUUGACAUUAUGAAAAAAAAGAAGCCUGAAUUAUGAAGCUAUUUUUGGAUGCAGUGUGUGAACAGAAAGGUGCAGUGAUGAUGUGACUCCGUUCCUGAGUUGUAGUGUGAAAUCGGCUGAUGUCGUUCUUCAGCUUUAUCGUUCCUCAAAGGCAGAAACACAGAUAUCAUAAAUGAUACUCUCAAUUAGAAAUGGACUUCUUAAUCAUUAAAGAUGGUUAAUUUUGGCAUUUUGAAACAAUCAGCUGCAUGUGAGUUUGUUAGUCACAUGGCAGAUGUCACUAUCAUCUUUUCUGAAUGAUAACAAAUGUUAAAUAUGACUCUCUUACAAUCCUAAAAUUAUGCCUAUAAAAUAGAAAAAAACAAAGUUAAAAUGACUUUAGCAGAACUUUAUUAGACGGCUCGCUCAUCUUCUUUCCCGCAGAGAAAGCCAAACCGAAGACUAAAAAGAAAGAAGAACCAAGUUCGCUGUUUCAGAGGCACCGAGUCGACACGCUUCUUCUCGACCUCAGGUCCAAAUUCCCUCCAACGUUUUAUCAGGUACAUGAGACACUAAACAGUGAGGUUGUUCAGUGUUUAGUCGUAUCAGUCGUUUUAUUUCUAUUCCUUUGUGAUAAGACAUGAUUUGUAUAUUAAUGAUUUUUGUAACUCUUUAAUUUCAGCCCAAGCCUGGUGAGAAGCCUAUUCCAGGUAAGGAUUUAAAAAUAAUGACAUUAUGUUCUUUCAAUCAUGUAACAGAUGUGUCUGUCGAUCUGUGGGAAUCAGUGGAAAGAUUGAAAAUCAGGAAGUUCACUUGAUUUUCAGAGUUUGAAGAGUUGAAGAGUUAUGUGAGGACAGCUGUAUAGUCAUGAUGGUGUUAAAGUUGCUGUAUAAAGAGACGUACCUAUUCUGAGUCUGAAUCUCUUCACCUGUCCUGAACUUGAGGGCGAUGAAUCCUAUUUUUAACUGUCUCUGUGGAGUCAUAUAUCUAAAAAUGUUCCUGUGAGACUUACCUACAGUUGAUCGCAUCUCAAGCACCAGGGCUAAUAGACUCUCAAAACUACAUGCUGCACACUAGUCCAUGAAGUCCCUGAGGUCGUAAUAUUUAGGCUUUUGAUUGGAGAUAAAUGUCAUAGACUCUCUCUGUACGGUGCUGAAUUAUCUGUGUAAAGUAAUGUUUAAAUCUGUCCGGGGUUUUUAAAGUUUCAGAGAUUCAGUCCACAGAACCCACAAUCUAACAUGCAGUUAUCGUUUGUGUUUCAGUCGAGGUGAAGAAAGAGCCCGAACCUCCGACAGAAGCUGUAAAACAAGAGGAAAGAGAACCGGCUGCGAAGUCCUCCGCCCCGGCUCCACCGAGCAAACCGCCGCCGGAGAAGAGAGCGAGGCUGCAGUGA
This is a messenger RNA of Xyrichtys novacula (pearly razorfish), 3425 nucleotides long. The record is from the annotation of a GenBank genome assembly. NCBI's taxonomy places the organism in Eukaryota, Metazoa, Chordata, Actinopteri, Labriformes, Labridae.